AUACAGCGCGUUGGUGAUCGUAGACGCACGCAUCAAUCUUUUGCCGGACUAUGACGCAAGCCCAAAUUGCCAAGUUGAAGAUUUGCUGUUAUUGAAAUCAGCUCUGACGGAAGUAGUACAGAAACUUUCUUUCCGCAAAAUAAUUUAAAAACGAUAGCCCGUUACCCAGCUUACGACUUCCGCUCAUGCAUUCCAUAUAAGGGACUUGAAGUGGAGGCAAGCGCCUGGUGAUGUGACUUCGCACUUGCGUCCAGUUUUAUUUGGAUUACCUGGUGUGUUGUAAUUUCUUGAAGGUGGAAUACGAGAUCACUGAAGAACAGAAUACACUUUGGAUAACCAGUUGUAUCCUUUGGCAAACAUUGUACUCGUUUCGAAAGUCAUCUGAUAGCAUUCAUUACUCUGAAAAACCUUAUCGCGACGAAAUUCGGCAAUCGCAAUGCUGACACGAACGUCGAACAAAGUCAACUGCUGACACCCGACUAGCUAGGCAAUGCAUUCUCAAGAUCUUGGGAAUGAUGAAGCCCUCGUGAAUGAUCCUUUGAUUGUCAAGGCAAUUAUCCCACCAAGAGUUCAGAACGAUGUAAAAGAGGAAAUAGUGAUUGUUUUUAAUAAGCGCUUACCUUCAAAAUCAAGAAGUCCAUUUUCUGUUGAUUUUGUGGGGACGGCUGGUGCAGUUCAAGUAUCUGCCAAGCAGUUGAACAGCUCAACCCUGAUUUUGGAGACACCAGAAUAUCCUGUGGCCAGUGUUGUGACAGCCUAUGUCUAUCAUGGAAUAAAUCGUAGAUUGUUAGGCCAACACACAUUUGAAUUUCUAUCAAGAAGUGACACCUUCUACAGACUGCUGUACACAGAACUGGAUCCUGUCAAGUUCAUGUGUGAAUCACUGAGUCUGUCCUCAACUGAUGUCCUAAGUCUGGAUUGUGCUUUGGCAGACACAUUUACCUCAAAUGCUCCUGAAGGAUUCAAUUUGCUAGGUAUCCACAAGAAUACUGAAGCUGGAGAAUCAACUGCUGAGCAUCCGACUCUUCUGCACUUUGCAGCACAAUUUGGAUUAAGCAGGCUCAUUGCCACCCUUUUGCAUUAUCCUGGAGCUCAAGAGGCUUGUGCUAUAAAGAAUUAUCAUGGGAAAUGGCCAUACAACAUUGCAGAGGAUCAUGGUUUUAAACAAUUGGCAGACAGUCUGCGUACUUUCCGUGACCAAGGAGAUCCAAAUCAGAUCUAUGCUGACAUGGGUGAUGAAGAUGGUUACUAUGUCAAAAUGCAAAAGGAUGAUGGUUCAUACAACUAUGUACCCAUGGGAAGAGAGGGCCAUGGACUGUAUAUGUAUAUGAAAGGAAGGAAGUACAUAAAUUUGGACAAACAAGAGGAUGAGGCUGGUUAUUAUGUGAAGAUGCGCAACAGUGAUGGAUCUUAUAAUUAUGUUCCUGUAAAGGGAGAGGAAAGCCACAGUGGUAAGUUAUAUGAAGAUGUCAAUGAGAAAGGGAAGUACAAGGUCACUCAACGAUACACGGAAUCUGAAGAGAAUGAAGAAGAGGAUGCAACAUAUGCAAAUUAUCAAGCUGAAGUUGGCGCUGAUGAGGAACUUUAUGAAGCAAUGGAGGGCAAUCCUGAAGGUGAAGAAACACAAGAUGAUUUUUACAUGGACAUGGAAAGAGAACGAGGAGAAGAGGAUCCCUCAGAAUUUUACACAUCAAUGGAGUCUGUGGUGGAACAACCAGAGGUUCCUCCUGGUUAUGUUACACCGAAGUCAAAUUUACCAGUUCAUCCAGAUCCAGGAUUUUACCGCUCUGCCAGCAUGGCUGCAGCUAUUAGGGCUAAAGAAAUUGAACACGAGAGGAAGACUCAGACCUUGCCACCAAUAAGAGGCAAGAUGUCACAAGAAGAUCUCUUACGAAGAACAUUAAAACAAAGCGGAGUUUAUUCAAGUGAAGCAAUUGAAGACAUGGUGAGCCGUAUGCAUGUGAGCAGCUCAUAUUCUGCGGCACCAAUUCUAAGGACAGGUUCAACAAGUUCAAGGAGCUCUAUCUCAACUAUCAGCAGUACUGGUAGUGGCAGUAGCAGCAGUAGUGGGAUAAGCUCAGGAAAUGAGUUUAUACACCAUCAAGAGGACCCUAAAGAUGUAUGUCUUUUACAAGAAGAGGAAAUACACCUCACUCGAGAAGAACUCUUUCAGAAGUGUAAUAUUAAGCCACACAAAUCAAAGAGUCAUGAUGAUGACACACAAACUGGAGGUGCCCCACCCCCCCUCCCACGCCCAGACUAUGAUAAAAAGGAGAAAAUCACAGAGAGCUCAGCGAGGAGGCCUCAUCCAAGAUCAAGACCUGGUACAACACCUGUGGACAAAAGAGAUCUUGAGGGAUUAAUCAAACCAGGGCCUCCUCCUCCCGUAAAACGACGGAGCAGCGAGCCGGUGACCUCAGUUUUAGAUCUCCAUUCCAAGUAUGAUAGAGCUCCUGCCCGUAUCCCUGAGGAAGAUCCUCCACCUCCUCCUCCUGCUCCCCGAGGACCUGUGCCUUCACCUGAUGACUUAAGGCAGCCUAGAGCAGCACCAAGACGACCAGUAGGAAGUAUUGCAUUACCAGGUUUUCCCGAUACACCCCCUCCUCAAAUACAACCAAGGGUUCCACCACGUGUUCCUCCUAAGUAAACGUGUCAGUUUACAAGCUAUAAUAUUUUUCUUAACCAGAGAGUUGAUUUUAAAGUCUUUAAAGAUGUUAUAUUUAGUUAUAAUGAAUUAAAUAUAAAUGGAAGGCUUUAUGUGUAGCGUUAUAAGAAGACUAACAAUAACAACAACAAUAACAAUUAAAUAAAGUUCUUAUAUGGUUUUUAACAUUUUGGGCUUGUAAUCCAUCAUUACUUACGAUUUAGAAAUUAAUUUAUAAAUAAUGAUUUUUUUUUUAUCCCAGUAAGGUCGAGUGUAGAUUGUUCAAUCAAGUAGUUUAUGGCAGAAAACACGGGUAACAGUUAUAGAGUGUCAGACAAGAACAAUAGCUUAGAUUAGUUUAUCAUGUAUGACCAGCAGGACUGGUCAUGUCGUUUAUUUUACACACUUAAUUAGUUCCUUGAACCGAAAUGAACAUUUAUCACCAGAUAUUCUUGAAGUGGGGUCGAUUGGCAAAAAAAUGUUUAUGUAGUGUAGGUAUAAACUAACACUCACAGGAACUGAAUUGGUUGUUGUUCAUUUGCUUGUCUGUGUGUGGUUGUCUAUUUUUUUUUCUGUUGUUUCAGAUGAUAAUUGAAUAGAAGGAAAAUUUCCAUGCCUUCCAGCUUUUUUCUGAGAUGCAGUUGUGAGACUUUCCGCAAGGGUGUGUCAGGAUUCCAGAAAAUUAUAGGACAAUAUCCAAAGCCGUGAAAGGAUAAUGGAAGACAUCUAAAAAAAACAAAUUGAAAAAGCUUUAAGUUUGAAGUAAAUUAGCUUUACCUCUGAAGCAUGCUGACCUCAGAUCCAGUUGAUCCAAUUGAUCCAGUUAUGUGAAUUAUUUACGUGCAUAAGUGGGCAUGAGUUUGGUGCAUUACCAAACUUUUUUUAGGGUGAAUUUAAUGGUGUUAGGGGCGGUUCUGUUCUGACCAUGAUUGAUAAAAUGGUACUAAGUGCUAACCAAGCUAGGCUAGGCCUUUUGUAAGCAUAAAGAUACUUUUUGCUAAUAUGUUGCUAUAUUAACUUAAGAUGUUUUAGGUAAGUAUUAAUAUUAAGUGGUUCAUUAUUUUUUAAGACAAUUGCAUGAAAAAAUUUUCUGCACUUGAACUUGAAGCGUGAUUUAGGGUUAUUUUUCACAGUUUUUUGAAAGUUAUAAGUCUUAUUUUGUAUAAACAACUUGAUGCAGUAACACUGCUUGGUUAAUCAAUCAAAUUAGACUGAAUGCUACUCAGCAAUUUGAGACUUGACAAAGGAAGUUAUUGUACUUAAAUAGUGGCUUACAUAAAACUUCAUAUGGUGCAAUAGGUCAUUUAACGUACAACAUUAUAGUUGAAUCAAUGUGUAGGAAUGAUAGAAGUCCAUUUUGCUGCUUUAGUUUACCCAAAAUAACGUAUUUUUACAGAUAUAUAGUUUUUCACCUUGAGAGCGACAUAUAAUGUAUGCUUUAAUAAGUAGGGUAGAGUAUUUUUUUGAGUGAGGGAUUCGAGUUCCCGUCGCAUAGGGAAUGAAGCUUUCAUGCCGUUUCUACCAUAGUUUAUAUGAUUAUUUUAUUUCUAAACGGGUAUAAUAACUAUAUUUUCUUAGAGUGGAUAGCUUUUAAGAAAAUCGCCUCGCUUUAAAAUCGUAUUCCGUUUGCCUUUGUAUUUUACACGGAUAGCCGAUUAAAAUUAUUUUUACCAUUA
This is a messenger RNA of Pocillopora verrucosa, 4320 nucleotides long. The record is from RefSeq and is a predicted model, not a curated record. Lineage: Eukaryota; Metazoa; Cnidaria; Anthozoa; Scleractinia; Pocilloporidae.